AUGAUCACAUUUCUAGCUGGCUUGGAUUACAACAUCAUUAUGUCCACUUUUGUCUUCUACCUUAAAGAUUUAGUAAAAACAGAUCGUCCACACUUAUGCUAUGCCAUCUUGCUAGGCGUUUUCUCCGUCAGUGCAACUUUAACAGGAGGGUUUGGCGGUCGCUAUGUUGAUCGAACUAGAAAUUUAAAAAUAUAUACCAACGCAGUGCUAGCGUUAAUUUUAAUUGGUAAUCUUUUAUAUUCUGUUUACCUUCAUCCAGCAUUUUUGAUUAUUGGACGGUUGCUUGCAGGUGUGGGAGAUCCAUUUAUGAGUGUAUGUGCCGGAGAAUUAGUUCGCCUAUAUAGUAGAGAAGAAGCAACAAGUGCGAUUUGGGUUAUGACGACAGCAUAUGCCAUGGGGUUUACUGUUGGUCCUGCUUUUGGAAUUAUAUUUAAAGGAGUUAAUUUCAAAAUAGGAUCGUUUAUUGUUACCUACUUGAAUUUCAUUGGAAUAUUUGUUGCAGGGGUGACAUUCGUUACACUUGUAAUGUCAAAUAUGCUUUUACCUAACAAACUUCUUGAACUAAAGGAUUUAGUAAAAAAUAUGCCAGAGAAAAGUAGCAAAAUAGCAAACUGUGAUACUGAUAAAAAGGGUCUCACAAGAGAUGAGAUAGUAGCUCCAAAAGAAAAUAAUAAUCAUGUAGAAACUUUGCCAACCAAACAGGUUUUCUCAAACUGCAUUGCUAUGUACAGCAGCUUUAGCUUGGAUAUGUUGUUUCCACUUCUAGUCGAUGAUAUACUAAAAUGGAGUCAGUUUGCUUUAAGCGCCAUGCUUGUCACAAGCUCAGUUUCUUACUUUUUCAUAUUAUGCACGUUGGUUAAGAUCUGUACUACUGAUAAACGAACAUACUACACAAUUAUUUUUUGUUUAUGUUGUAUGUUAAUCAAUUUCAGCGUGAUAUUCGAACUGAAGGUAUUAGCACGCGAUGUUAGAAGAGAUAUAAUUUUAAUGGUGGGAUUUGUUAUAGCAUACACGCUUGUUUGGCUACCAAUACAGGUCCUUUUGAAAAGCAUGGUAGCAAAAUUAAUUCCGCCAAAGAUUCAAAGUUUUUCACAAGGCUUGAUCGCAGGUAUAAUGAGACUUGCCAUGAUAAUUCCUGCAUUUACCACUCCACUUUUAAUGCCUUGGAUACAUAUUUGGGCUCUCACGUUGUUUGUUAUUGUUACCAUCAAUAUAAUGGUAUUCAUUAUGAGAAGAAAAUCGUUGGCAAACAUUAGAGUUAUUUCUGUAAAUAAUAAUAAAUUAUAA
This is a messenger RNA of Hydractinia symbiolongicarpus, 1287 nucleotides long. RefSeq lists its product as uncharacterized. Lineage: Eukaryota; Metazoa; Cnidaria; Hydrozoa; Anthoathecata; Hydractiniidae. The transcript has a single exon. Bases 1 to 1287 code for a protein of 428 amino acids. The record is from RefSeq and is a predicted model, not a curated record. Gene Ontology annotation, biological process: transmembrane transport. Gene Ontology annotation, molecular function: transmembrane transporter activity.